CGCCAUCGGGGGAAAGGCACAGAGACUCUUCGACAGACAACCCUCGCACGUUUCUAACGUCUUUAACAGCAAGUUGAUCUUCAAAUACUGUUUUUAUCACCUGACUCGCGCUCUCGUUUUAGUUACUGCGGAUGAAUUAGUUCGACCGCUCGCUGUAUACCAUUAUUACCCAAGCGCGUAGUUUUUUUUAGCCAUAAUUUAGAAGUAACGGUCAGUGGAGAACCUGAGCAGGCUAGCUAACGUUAGCUAGCGACCUGGCUAGCUGCACACGAGCUGAGCGCUGCUCAGUGGUGGGGUGGGGGGGGCGGUUUGCCUACAGUGGCGUUUGAUGGAUCCUAGAAUCGCCUGGUUUCAGCCAGAACAACGGGGACCCGCUAACAACCUGUGGAUGCAGAUUUGGGAGACGACGCAGGGGUUCGGGUAUUUGCACGUCAAUAGCAGCUACUCCACGGGAUCUCAGAGUACUCCGAGCCUGAAACCAAUCGUCAACAACGGGGCGUCGGGAGCCGUCCUUACUUACAGAAACGGGACGCUGGACUCGCACAACGGUGGUGGAGACGUCAAGACUCAGGGGAUGUCUACCUCAGCUGGGGUUGGCGAAAUGACGGAACAGCGGGACUUUAUACCACUGGACACCAACAGCAACCACAACAACCGAGCCGCGGGCAGGGGCGGUGUCGGUGGAGGGGGGCAGCAGGGCAGCGGGGUUGCUGUGCUUUGGAGGGGACUCACGGACGGACACCCCAACAAAAGAAAGAGAGACAAUAAAGCUAGCACUUUCGGAUUCAAUUCCAGUCUCUUGAACAAUGGUUGCGGCUCUAACACGGAAAGAUAUGAAGGUUACACGGGCACGCCUUGGAAAGUCAGGAACUACUCUGAAGGAGUUGUGGGCUUGCACGAGGAAAUCAAGGAUUUCUACGAGUACAUUUCCCCACGUCCAGAGGAGGAAAAGAUGAGAUUAGAGGUUGUGGACAGAAUAAAGGGAGUCAUCAAGAACCUUUGGCCCAGUGCUGAGGUCCAAGUGUUUGGGAGUUUCAGCACUGGCCUUUACCUGCCAACAAGUGAUAUUGAUCUGGUGGUUUUUGGGAAGUGGGACACACUGCCUCUGUGGACUCUGGAGGAUGAACUGCGAAAAAAUAAUGUUGCAGAUGAGAACUCCAUCAAAGUUUUGGAUAAAGCGACGGUUCCCAUCAUCAAACUUACUGAUUCCUUUACUGAAGUCAAAGUGGACAUCAGUUUCAACGUGAAUGGAGGUGUUAAAGCUGCUCGGCUCAUCAAGGAAUUUAAGGAGAAAUAUCCUGUCCUGCCUUACCUAGUCCUUGUGCUGAAGCAGUUUCUACUUCAAAGAGACCUCAAUGAGGUUUUCACUGGUGGAAUUGGUUCCUACAGUCUCUUCCUCAUGGCUGUUAGCUUCCUGCAGCUUCAUAACAGGGACGUUUCUAGCCCCAACAUAAACAUUGGUGUUCUGCUAAUUGAAUUCUUUGAGCUCUACGGUCGCAACUUCAACUACCUGAAGACAGGCAUCAGGAUAACAGACGGUGGUUGCUAUGUUGCCAAAGAUGAGGUUCAGAAAAACAUGAUGGAUGGAUACAGGCCCUCUAUGCUUUACAUUGAGGAUCCUCUGCAGCCAGACAAUGAUGUUGGCCGGAGCUCAUAUGGUGCCAUGCAGGUGAAGCAGGCGUUUGAUUAUGCCUAUGUUGUCCUCAGCCAUGCUGUGUCACCCAUUGCCAAGUACUACCCCAACAAUGAGAAUGAGAGUAUACUUGGUCGGAUAAUCCGAGUGACUCAGGAAGUGGAUGAGUACAGAGAAUGGAUCCGAAAGAACUGGGACAGCCAGUCUCAGAAUGAUCGCUCUCUCAACAGAAACGACGUCAAAUUACUUGAGUCCAAACAGCUUGACGAGUGCAACAACAACUUCCCAGACGACGAAGAUGUUGUGGUUCUUCCUUCUGCUCCUCACAGCAAGUCCUCUUCCAACACUUCUUCUCCACUCCCUUCUCUGGGCUCGUCUCCUUCCUCGUCCCCGCUGUCGCCGUCUUCCACAUCCUCCAGCGAUGCGGAUUCGGAUGGUACUCCAUGCAAGACAGUCAAACAACAGCCUGUCCGAAACGCUAGCACACACAGAGAAAAAUCUACGGUGGUCAGUAAUCACCGCAUACAGAAUCACUCUACCAGCACUCCACCUGCAAGCAACAAAGGAGGAAAGGCCAGGAUGUCUCGUUCCAACAACAAGAGCGGCCACCACGGCCAGCAGAACUCCUCCUUCAGCUCCAGAAGUCAUCAGAGCAACAAGCCACACCACCAAGGGAACAGCAAGAAGAGGAAAAACAUACGAGACUCUACACAGGAGGAUCUUUGCAGAUAGGGGUUUGUCUGCUCAUCCGUGUCGUCACCGACAACCAUCUCCCUUCUCCCCUCCCCACAUCCCCGUCUGCAACUGACUAUACUAUCCCACUUCUGCUGCCAGAGGGGGAAAUUGUUGGUUUGAAAACUUCUGCAGAAUCGGUCACCCAUUUUUAUGGUGGCAGGUAUUUUCUAGCAGAAAUAGGAAAAAAAGUGUUAUUGACCAUAUGUUUAAUUUCUUGGAGCUGAACUGAAUCACAGACACUCUGCUUUCCAGCAGUUUUUACAAAGUAGUUAUUCCUUCCCACAGCCAGCCUCUUGUGCCUCCUUCUGUCGAGGAUUGAACAGGUUGGAUGUCUGGAAACUCCACUGGAGCAACAUCUGGAACUGCCGGCUGGAAAAAAAAAAAGGAUCAAAACUAUUGUGCAAAAAUGUUUAAAAAAAAAAAGUAGAAAUUGCAAAAUGUACAAAAAUAUAAUGCUGAAAAACAAACAUACACAGAUUUUCUUUUAAAGCUGUUCACUUACAAAUCAAUCAGUAAGAGUGGGAAAUAACUUAUGCAUGAGAUUUUUUUCUGUUGGUUGAUUCUACUGUUGGAUUAAUCUGUUUUGUUAUGUCCAAACAGAUUGUACAAAAAUUUGUACAAAAACAAGCAUAUGCAAAAAAAAAAAAAAAAAUGUUAACACAAGUUUCAUACGAUGUUUUUACAAGAUUUCCUGAUUGAAGUCACAAACAUGCACAUCUUAUUCCUGUUCCUGUUUGGCUAAAGCCAACAGGUGGUUUGGAUCCCAUUGCCAACGGAAAUCAUCAGCAUCCACUUUUACUCCUGGUCCCUGUCUGAUUGUGCUACUGUGUUAAUAUUUAGCCUUGAGAGAGCCAGAGCUUAGACUACAUCUCCACAGAUGACAGAAAGGAGCUCUGUCGCAUCAAGCUCAGUAGCACUACCACACCAGUGUAAAGGCUUUAAAACUGCAGAUUUAAAUAUAUAUUUGUGGUGAUAAUGGUUUUAUGAAAAAUCCUAAACUUGAAAUGUGUCAACAGUUAAACUAUGGGGGGUGGGGAUAAUCAGUUUAUUUGGUAAUCUACCUAUUACAGAAUCGUUUGUAUUCGUUAAAUGUAUUUAUUUUUUUAUUAAUUACAUGAACAUAGUAUGGAUAAAUGUAUUAACAUUAGAGCCCAUAUCUUCAAGUCCUAUUUUUUAAAUAGAAUACGUCAUGGGAAGGUGGGGUGGGGUAGGAACAAGCAUUCAGGUACAGUAAAAUAUCACCUUUUAUUGUUUCUGCUAGACUUUUUUUUAUUUCACUGAUUGUUGAGUGACCAAGUUUCUUUUGAUAAUUGAAGAGACCAUUUUGUAGGUCAUAUAUUGAGAAAUUUCUUUUAAUUUGUGGCUGGUCUAUCUAGACUAAAAAGGGAGCUUUUUUGCCUUUUGUUUGUUGAUUUUUGUUCAAAUUUCUAAAAUGUCAUGGCUGCAAACACUUUACAAAAUGUCAAUUCCUUCUGUUCUGUUGCUGCAGUACAAAAAUUAACCUGUAGAUGGAGUUAUAGCUCUAAGUCUUAAUCUAUACACUUUUGGCUUGUAUACUGCAUUUGAGUAGUUUAUUUAACCUAUCACUUUUUGUUAUUGGUUCUUUAAAUGCUCAUAUCCCCACUAAAUGGGCAGCUGCACACACAAACUCCCCCUUUAAGUUGAGUACUUGCUUGGAGGGAGUGACACACCAAAGCACAGCUCAGUCUCUUAUUCUCACCCUGAAAUGACCCUUAAAUUUAAAUAACCAGCAAUAAGCAUCACCUUUUAUUCUCUUCUAUUUUGCAUGCCUAGACAAGCAAAAGCACAUACAAGUCUCAUUACUGCCCAUUCGAAUUUGUGUUAAAAGGAUAAAAGACAAACAGUUCCACCCCUCCUCACCAACCAGGGUUACAGUUGUGGUUAAAAUGCAGUAUAGAAGCGGAGCAGGGCUUCUGAUGGACAGAUCAGGACAGAUGUGAACCAGAUUUGAUGUGCCAUCUGAAUGUCCCCUCACCACGUCACUUUUCACUUCAGAAAGGCUUUGAACCCAACUGAACUCAUCUAAAAAAAAAAAAAAGGUUGUUCUUCUGCAGCUAUUACAAUUCAUGCAAUAAAAACAUUACCAUUA
Messenger RNA from Xiphophorus maculatus (southern platyfish), 4478 nucleotides. RefSeq names its product poly(A) RNA polymerase D5, non-canonical (gene tent4b). Gene Ontology annotation, molecular function: poly(A) RNA polymerase activity; mRNA binding. The transcript has 12 exons. Gene Ontology annotation, biological process: RNA 3'-end processing. Lineage: Eukaryota; Metazoa; Chordata; Actinopteri; Cyprinodontiformes; Poeciliidae. The coding region runs from base 329 to 2365 and encodes 678 amino acids. Gene Ontology annotation, cellular component: nucleolus; TRAMP complex. The record is from RefSeq and is a predicted model, not a curated record.